AUGUGCCAAGGCGUUCAAGAACUUUGCCGGGAGAAGAGACGGAUACGUUUGAGAGGGCCUUUGACAAGCUAUAUCAGUGCGAUCAGGCUACGUCUUGCUGAUCUGGAAUUGGUAUGGAAGCCUGCUAGAUUUGGAACAGCUUGCGCUGUCGUCAAGAAAUAUGCGACUCAUUUUGUGCAGCUUGCACUCGAGGACAUGAAAAAUAAUGGUGAGAAAGCAGCAUCUGAGAAACAUGCAUUUAUCCUCGACCUAUACAAGGAGUUGCAAGAUUCGAUACUCGUGGGGGAUCAAUUAGUCCAUGUUCUGAUUGCAGGAAGGGAUACGACGGCAUGUCUAAUGUCAUGGGAAUUCUUCCUUCUUGUGAGGCAUCCCGAAGCUCUCACACGAAUCCGAGAUGAGAUCCAGACUAUCACUGGAGGAUCAACUGGGUUUACUCGGGCCCAUAUCAACAGAAUGAAGUAUCUCAGAUGUGUGAUCAACGAGUGUAAGCUUAUUUGCAGUUCAAUUGCUUAA
Messenger RNA from Pseudogymnoascus destructans, 513 nucleotides. RefSeq lists its product as uncharacterized. The record is from RefSeq and is a predicted model, not a curated record. NCBI's taxonomy places the organism in Eukaryota, Fungi, Ascomycota, Leotiomycetes, Thelebolales, Thelebolaceae. The transcript has a single exon. Gene Ontology annotation, molecular function: iron ion binding; monooxygenase activity; oxidoreductase activity, acting on paired donors, with incorporation or reduction of molecular oxygen. Bases 1 to 513 code for a protein of 170 amino acids.